Messenger RNA from Coffea arabica (coffee), 1812 nucleotides. NCBI's taxonomy places the organism in Eukaryota, Viridiplantae, Streptophyta, Magnoliopsida, Gentianales, Rubiaceae. The record is from RefSeq and is a predicted model, not a curated record.
AUGGAGGCUAUUCCCUCAGCUUCUGGCGAUGUGGGAUUACAAAAUUCUGCCACAGUCAAGAAUCAAGAAUUGCGGCUGCAGCAAGAAGUCAAGAAUUGCUGCUGUGGCUUGACUUUAACAUCUUCUCUGGGAAAGCUUAAUCUGUCCUCCAACGGAUUAAAUGCCACCAUACCGGCCAGCCUCUGGUACCUAAAGGAUCUGAUGUCUUUAGAUGCCCACUCAAAUGCUUUCGGUGGUUUCAUACCGCAAGAAAUUGGAAAUUUGUUGGCCGCAACAGACAUAGACUUGUCAAGGAAUAAGUUUUCAGGAAAUAUUCCGGCAUUGGUUGGAAGUCUUAAGAACUUGAUUAGUUUCACAUUGGCAGACAAUGAACUGCAAGGAUCUAUUCCUGAGAUAGUAAGAAAGAUGGUGAACUUGGAAUCAUUGGAUCUAUCUCAAAAUAAUCUCACUGGAGAGAUUCCUGCAUCAUUGGCAUCACUCUUGCAGUUGAAGCAUUUUAAUGUGUCAUUCAACCACCUGCAUGGAAAAAUUCCAGCAAAUGGUUCUUUCCUCAAUUUCACGAUUGAAUCGUUCAUGUUCAAUGAAGCAUUAUGUGGUGGCCCUCCUCAACUGGGAUUCCCUCCUUGCCCAAACAAUUCUCCUCAAGCAUCCAGGACAAAAAAAUUCCCCAGAGUUGCAUACAUCCUGUUACCAAUUGCGUUCACAGUUUUUGCAGUUAUUAUCAUUGUGUUGGUGCUCACCAUGACAAGGCGUGGAAACAGAAAUCGUGCUCAAACAAAUCCACUCCCUCCAACCACACAUGAAAGGAUUUCGUACUAUGACCUUGUGCAUGCAACUAAUGAUUUUGGUGAAAGCAACUUAAUAGCAAGUGGGAGCUAUGGUUCGGUUUACAAGGGGGUGCUUAGGGAUGGGAGUAUUCUGGCAAUAAAAGUUUUCAAUUUGCAAGUUGAAGGAGCAUUCAAAAGCUUCGAUGCAGAAUGUGAAGUUCUGCGGAAUAUUCGCCAUCAAAAUCUGGUAAAAGUCAUCAGCAGUUGCUCUAACCAUGAUUUUAGAGCUUUAGUCUUGGAGUACAUGCCUAACGGAAGCCUUGAAAGGUGGUUAUAUUCUCACAACUAUUUCUUGAAUUUCCUGCAAAGGCUGAACAUAGUUAUAGAUGUAGCAACUGCACUGGAUUAUCUCCACCAUGGCUAUUCAUCACCUAUUGUCCACUGUGAUCUGAAGCCCAGCAAUGCUCUUCUGGAUCAAGACAUGACCGGUCACGUGGGUGACUUUGGCAUUGCAAAGUUACUUAGUGGAGGUGAAAGUAAAGCAAUAACAAAUACACUUGCACCAAUUGGCUACAUAGCACCAGAGUAUGGAUCUGAAGGUAAAGUGUCGAGAAAGUGUGAUGUCUAUAGCUUUGGCAUUCUGUUGAUGGAAACAUUUUCAAGAAAGAAACCGACUGAUGAAAUGUUCACAGAAGAUUGUGGAUUGAAGGAUUGGGUAAGGCAUUUGCUGCAAAAUCCAGAACUGGAUCUAGUGGACCACAACUUGAUAACUCCCCCGGAUGAAAAUUCAACAACAAUUAUCCAAUGUAUCUUCAAAAUCAUGGAAAUGGCGGUCACAUGCACAGUGGAAUCACCAGAGGAGAGGAUUGACAUAAAAGAUGCUUUGAAUGAACUCAAAAAUAUCGAUGUUCAAUUUCUCUCCAAGUUAAGCCAUCAGAAAACCAAAUUAAAAAUGAAACUACCUUCAUCGAAUGUGGAUUCAGGAAUGGAACGUGCUGACAGGCUGCGACUUAUAAGGUGCCUAGAAGAAGGCUUGCUUGCAUGA